GAUUUAUAUUGUUACAUUAUUUAAAAUAAAAGCUUGAAUCUGCUCCUGUCUUAGUGAGAGAGGAAGAACAACCAGAGAGGAAGAGGGCGGGCUUUACAUGGAGUCACAUUAAAAUAAAAACCAUCCCUCAGACAGCUCAGUAGCACAAUGGAGGAAACGUCUGUACGAUGUCUGCUCUUUCUGCUCUCACUGAUGAGCUGCAGAACAAACCAGGUGAAGCUGAACCUGAGUCCCAACAGAUCUCAGUUUUUUAAAAGAGAUUCUGUGACUCUGAGCUGUGAGGAUGAAGACAGAUCUGCUGGAUGGACUCUGAGGAGAAACACCACCAGCAAAACCAGAAGUCAGUGUGGAGAUGGAUGGGGAAGACCAUCUGGUUCCAGCUGUACCAUCAGUCACAUGGUCUGGUCUGACAGUGGAGUUUACUGGUGUGAGUCCAUGGAGGCAGCAGCCAGUCAGAGCAUCAACCUCACUGUUUCUGGUGGAUCAGUGAUCCUGCAGAGUCCUGUCCUCCCUGUGAUGGAGGGAGAUCCCCUCACUCUGAGCUGUCAAUCAAAGCAGGACUCCCGCCUCCCAGCUGCUUUCUAUAAAGAUGGCUCCCUCAUCAGGACUGAGCCCGGAGGUCACAUGACCAUCCUCCAUGUUUCCAGGUCUGAUGAAGGCCUCUACAGGUGUAACAUCAGCAGUCAUGGAGAGUCUCCAUCCAGCUGGAUCUCUGUCACAGUUCUGCUCUCACUGAUGAGCUGCAGAACAAACCAGGUGAAGCUGAACCUGAGUCCAAACAGAUCUCAGUUUUUUGAAGGAGAGUCUGUUUCUCUGAGCUGUGAGGAUGAAGACCGAUCUGCUGGUUGGACUCUGAGGAGAAACACCACCAGAAGAACCAGAACUCAGUGUGGAGAUGUAUGGGGAAGACCAUCUGGUUCCAGCUGUAACAUCAACAACAUGUUUCCACAUGACAGUGGAGUUUACUGGUGUGAGUCCAUGGAGGCAGCAGCCAGUCAGAGCAUCAACCUCACUGUUUCUGGUAAGAUGAGCUGUGCAGUCAGUGCUGAUGAAGCUGUGUGUGAAUGGAUGAAAUGCUGUAGUUUGUCUCUGUGUUGAGGUGGAUCAGUGAUCCUGCAGAGUCCUGUCCUCCCUGUGAUGGAGGGAGAUCCCCUCACUCUGAGCUGUCAAUCAAAGCAGGACUCCCCCCUCCCAGCUGCUUUCUAUAAAGAUGGCUCCCUCAUCAGGACUGAGCCCGGA
Messenger RNA from Acanthochromis polyacanthus (spiny chromis), 1239 nucleotides. Its product is annotated as high affinity immunoglobulin epsilon receptor subunit alpha-like. Gene Ontology annotation, biological process: cell surface receptor signaling pathway. The transcript has 4 exons. The coding region runs from base 148 to 1098 and encodes 316 amino acids. The record is from RefSeq and is a predicted model, not a curated record. Gene Ontology annotation, molecular function: transmembrane signaling receptor activity. Lineage: Eukaryota; Metazoa; Chordata; Actinopteri; Pomacentridae.